AAUAUUCAGCCGUGCUCUUUUCUCCAUCACUUUGUGUCAGUCUGCAGCAUCAUCACAAGAAGGGGGAAUUCAAAUACUCAAGAUGCCUGAGAAAGCACCAGAGAGGAAAUCUAAAAUAUCAGCCUCACGCAAGCUCAUGCUGAAGAGCAUGAUGGUGGCCAGAGCGAAGGAGGAGCUGGAGCAGGAGAUGGAGGAAAAAGAGGAAGAGAAGUCACAGUACCUGGAAGAGAAAGCUCCUCCGAUGCAGAUCAGUUACAUGUCCUUGACAGAGCUGAAGACAUUAUGUGAAGAACUGCACGCCAAAAUAGAUGUGGUGGACGAGGAGCGGUACGACAUUGAAGCCAAAGUCAUGCACAACAGCAGAGAGAUCAAAGACCUGAACAUCAAGGUGCUGGACCUGCGAGGGAAGUUUAAGAGACCCAGCCUCCGGAGAGUGAGGGUUUCUGCUGACGCCAUCCUGCGCUCCCUGCUGGGCUCAAAACACAAGGUUUCUUUGGAUCUGAGAGCCAACCUCAAAUCAGUCAAGAAGGAGGACACAGAGAAGGAGAAGACAGCAGAGGUGAGCGACUGGAGGAAGAAUGUGGAAGCCAUGUCGGGCAUGGAGGGCCGCAAGAAGAUGUUUGAUGCAGCGAAGGGCAACAGCCAGUAACACGAACGAGCAGCCAUUCAUCUCAUGUCAAAUAUAGUCACUUGUGAUCAGAUCAGAGACUCAUCAUAAAACAUAAACUCCACAAGGUCACACAGACAAUUACUUGCUUUAUCAUAUUCAGUAUAUUUUAUGUGUUUUGCUUCAUUGUCACUGAAAUAAACUCAG
Paralichthys olivaceus (Japanese flounder) is the source of this 814-nucleotide messenger RNA. RefSeq names its product troponin I, slow skeletal muscle-like. The record is from RefSeq and is a predicted model, not a curated record. Gene Ontology annotation, cellular component: troponin complex. Gene Ontology annotation, biological process: skeletal muscle contraction; cardiac muscle contraction. NCBI's taxonomy places the organism in Eukaryota, Metazoa, Chordata, Actinopteri, Pleuronectiformes, Paralichthyidae.